UAAUUAAGAAUUAAAGAAAAUGAAGAAAAGGAAAAUACCAUAAGCUACGUAUCUUAAUCAGACAAAACAAGAUACGUCUCUUGUGUGCCACGUGUAGCUGCGACACGUCUCUUCUUCGAGCUCAACAGCGGCGGAUGCGUCGGCUGGGGAGAAGCUCCGAUUCUACUCUCGGUGACGGCGGAGGAUCAUAUUACGGCCAUGGUUAAAACCCGGGAAGCCUGCGAGCUUCUCAGAGAGCUACCGGAGAUGAAACUAGGUCACGUUCUUCAAGAGAUCGGUGGGAUUCUCCCUGGCCAUCGAUUUGCAUCUGUAAGAGUUGGGGUGGAGAUGGCUAUGAUUGAUGCUGCAGCUAAGAGCGUUGGAGUGCCAAUGUGGAAACUCUUUGUGGCGAGAGAGGGGUGGUUUCUAGAGAGGAAGCAGUGAUGCGCGUAGAGAAGCGGUGUUUCUUGAGGAAUCGUUCAGUAGAGCAAGAGCUUUUACAGAUGCUGGAGCACAUGUACUGUCCAUUGAUUCUCUUCUAUCUAGAGAAGAGAUGAAAUCAUUCUGCAACGUCUAUCCACUAGUUCCUAAACUGGAAACUUCACUUUGAGCCUUGGAUCACUGUAAUCUUGAUAUGAAGUUACAUUUGUGUGCUCAUCUUCUACAUUCACAAAAUAAUGAAGAAUCAAAAACAAGCUUGCUAAGUUUUUGAUUUUGUUUUCUGCUUAAUGAGGAAUCAAAAUCAUGUUCUCA
Messenger RNA from Brassica napus (rape), 732 nucleotides. Its product is annotated as L-Ala-D/L-amino acid epimerase-like. The record is from RefSeq and is a predicted model, not a curated record. The transcript is spliced from 3 exons. The coding region runs from base 199 to 423 and encodes 74 amino acids. NCBI's taxonomy places the organism in Eukaryota, Viridiplantae, Streptophyta, Magnoliopsida, Brassicales, Brassicaceae.